Molecule: messenger RNA, 1354 nt
Organism: Caenorhabditis sp. 36 PRJEB53466
Lineage: Eukaryota; Metazoa; Nematoda; Chromadorea; Rhabditida; Rhabditidae
Source: the annotation of a GenBank genome assembly
AUGUUCCUUCAAGCGGAGACCUCGUUCGGUCUAAACGUGCUCAACUCGCUGCGCACCAACGAAUCGUUCGUCUUCUCGCCGCUGUCCAUCGCGCUCGCCCUCUCUCUCGUGCAUUCCGGAGCUCGCGGAGCAUCCAAGGACCAGAUCGGCAACACUCUUUUGAGCGGAGCCAGCGACGAGCAGUUCGUGAAUCACUUUCAGUUCAUUUCGGACGCGUUGAGGCAGGGAACCAACGGGAUCAAGGUCGAUGUCGCCAACAAAGUGUACUUGCAGUGAGUCCCUGAUUUCAAUUCGACGGUAUUCCAGAUAUUGUCCUUCCAGAAAAGGCGUCACCCCGUCGCCGUCCUAUUUGGCGACGGUCCUCAAGAACUACAAGGCUUCUGCCGAAUCACUCGACCUGACGACUCCGGCAGCCGUCCAGACCAUCAACAAAUUUGUGAAGGAUGCGACGGAGGGCAAAAUCGGAGACCUGGUCACUCAGGAUUCCAUCAAGGACGCCGUCGCUCUGCUCGUGAACGCUCUGUACUUCAAGGGAGACUGGGAGAACGAAUUCGAAGGAAUGAGCACUCACGACAAGGAAUUCACCCAGAAAGCGGGAGUCGUCAAGAAGGUGAAUCCAUAGUACCGUAAAUCGUGUAUUAGUAACACAUGUCCUUCCAUUUGCUCGAGUUUCAAUAACUUUCGCAUCAAAAGUCGAAGGAAACAACGUUUUCCGUGUGUCAAUGUGAAUGUUCAGAUCCCAUUCAUGAGCGAUUGGAUGUCCGACCGCGGCUACGCUUCCGACGAUUUGUUCCAAGUUCUCGUGCUCAACUACAAGGAUCCAGCCUAUCGUUUCGCAAUUUUCCUUCCAAAAAUCAAAAACAGUCUGGGAGAUGCUGUGAAGAAGUUGGACGCGGCGAGACUCCAGAAGUUGUUGGUCGCUUCGAAGAGCACUUUUAUGAACGUGCGUUUUUGUUUUCUGAAAACCGGUCGAAACUAUCUUUUUUCCAGACGUUCAUUCCAAAGUUCACAGUGCAGAAGGAGCUGAAACUGAAGGAUGUGUUGAGCAAGUUGGGAAUCACUCAAAUCUUUUCCGACGCAGCCGAUCUCUCUGGAAUCGCCCCGAACAUCAAGAUCUCCGAUGUUGCCCACAAGGCUCUCAUUGAGGUUAGUUCAGAUCCUUAAUAUCACUGAACAAAGAGAACAUUUUCAGGUGAAUGAACUGGGGACCGUCGCCGCUGCCGCCACCGUGGCAAAGGCGAUUCCGAUGAGUGGAAGAAUGGGGGAACCAAUCACGUUCAAUGCCGAUCAUCCGUUCCUUUUCGCCCUUGUCCGUGAGAAUCACCCGCUUUUCCUGGGUGUUUUCCAUGGUUAG